AUAUUUGAUGAUUUGAUAGCUUCGAAAAAGUGGACAACCAUAUCUGGAAGCUAUCUUCACAUCAGUUAUCACAUUUUUCUUCAUGCUUUCACCUAAGACUAGAUAACUAUUCACCCAGGUUUAUAUCUAAAUAUUCCCUAUUUUUUAGUGCCUUCGAUUAUAAGAUUGAAUUUACAAGCGUAGUAACAGAGCUUUUUGUUGCAGCUGAAUUACAGGCUUUUGUAAAUAACUUGGUAAUACAUAAUAUUGGGAAUAUAUUGAAAAAAAAAUACAAAUUAUGUCACGAAUGUUGUACAGUUUUUGAACUACAAAAGGGCAUAUUUUGACAGUUCAUAGCGACAAGUUGUAAGCACAGUAAGCCGUUAUUUUUAUUAAAGAGAAUUUUUUUUAUUUGUGGAGUUUAUUCUUGCUUAAAAAUAUUAGAAACAAACUAAAAUGGGGGUACCGAAAUUCUAUCGUUAUAUUAGUGAACGAUAUCCAUGUUUAAGUGAACUAAUAAAAGACUAUCAGAUACCCGAAUUUGAUAAUUUGUAUUUGGACAUGAAUGGAAUAAUUCACAAUUGCUCACAUCCUAAUGACGAAGAUCCACAUUUUCGUAUUACAGAAGAAAAAAUAUUUCAAGAUAUAUUCCAUUAUAUUGAAGUAUUGUUCCGUAUGAUAAAACCACAGAAAUUGUUUUUCAUGGCAGUUGACGGGGUUGCUCCAAGAGCUAAAAUGAAUCAACAAAGAGGGCGAAGAUUUAGGUCAGCAGCAGAUGCUGCUAAAGCAGAAGCCGAGGUGUUAAAGAAAGGUGAAACACUUCCAACAGAGGCUAGAUUUGAUUCCAACUGCAUAACUCCUGGCACUGUAUUUAUGGCUAAAUUACAUGAACAACUAAAGUACUUUGUUGUUGACAAGAUUUCAAAUGAUCCUCUAUGGCAAAAAUGUAAAGUUAUAUUAUCUGGUCAUGAAACACCAGGCGAAGGAGAACAUAAAAUAAUGGAUUAUAUUAGAUAUAUGAGAGCACAACCUGGUUAUAAUCCAAAUACUAGGCACUGUCUUUAUGGUCUCGAUGCUGAUUUAAUUAUGUUGGGUUUGUGUACACAUGAACCACAUUUCAGUUUAUUGAGAGAGGAGGUAAAGUUUGGAAAGAAAUCUACUAAACAUAUAAAGGUACCUGAAGAGAUAACAUUUUUUUUAUUACACUUAUCUCUUCUAAGGGAAUAUUUAGAAUUAGAGUUUGCUCCAAUAAGAUACAAUUUGAGAGGAUUCGAUUAUGAUUUGGAAAAAAUUAUAGAUGACUGGGUCCUUAUGGGUUUCUUGGUAGGAAAUGAUUUCAUUCCUCAUUUACCAAAUCUACAUAUAUCGGAAGGAGCUUUACCUAUAUUAUACAGGACUUAUAUGGAAGUUUUACCCACCUUAGAUGGUUAUAUCAACGAAAGUGGAACUUUGAAUUUAAAACGAUUCGCAGCUUUUUUAGACAAACUUAGUGUACAGGAUGUAGAUUAUUAUGAACAAGUGAAAGAUGAUAUAUUAUAUUUAGAAUCAAAGAGAGGACAUAAAAAUGAAUUGACAAGAGAAUUAGAUGAGUGGGAAGCAGAAGACGAUAAUGUUGUUUUCGAAUCACUUGAACCAGAAACAUCAGUUCCUAAAGAUGGUGGUUUAAUUAAUCUUUUGAAAUCUGCAGAUGAUUUAUGUAUUGAUGAUGACGAUGAUUAUACUAGUGAUGACGAUUUUGCUAAUUUUAAAAAAGAUUAUUACAAGUCUAAAAUGGAAUAUAUGGACGUUACCCCGGAAGUAUUGAAGGAUCAAGCUGAAGGAUAUGUACGGGCAAUCCAGUGGAAUUUGAAUUAUUAUUAUAAUGGUUGUUGUUCCUGGUCUUGGUAUUAUCCUCACCAUUAUGCACCUUACAUUUCAGAUAUAAAAAAUUUCAUUGAUUUAAAAAUAGAAUUCGAUAUGGGAAAACCAUUUCAAGCAUACGAACAGCUCUUGGCGGUUUUACCAGCCGCUAGUAAACAACUACUACCAGAAUGUUACCAUGACUUGAUGACUGCAGAAAAUUCUUUGAUUAUCGAUUAUUAUCCUGAAAAAUUCGAAACAGACCUUAAUGGGAAGAAGCAAGCUUGGGAAGCCGUCGUAAAGAUACCUUUCAUUGAUGAAAAACGCCUUUUAGAAGCUAUGCAAUAUUAUAACGAUAAAUUAACAACGGAAGAAAGAAAACGAAAUACCCAUGGUCCGAUGUUAAUUUACACUUAUACACCAAAAAACAACGGACCUUAUCCGGCACCAUGUUACUUUCCAGAAGUAGCACAGAAUCAUACGGAAGUUAAAACAUUAAAAUAUGAUGACAUUUUAAUUUCCAAAGAAGAAUUAGUAAAAGGGGCUUAUCCAGGAGCGCAUAUGAAUGUUUACUAUCCUGGAUUUCCGACAAUGAAACAUUUGCAUUAUCGGGGGGAAUUACAGAAGGCUCACGUUAAAGUUUUUGAACAACCGAGUCGGAAUGAAAGUAUGAUCAUUUACAUAGUACCCGAUGCCAAGUUUACUGGAGAUAUGAUUCCUGUGGAUCUUUUAGGUACCAAUAUUUUCGUCGGCUGGCCACAUCUGAUUGAAGCAAAAGUUGUGGCGAUAUCGAAUUAUAACAUAAAAUUUAUAAGUAUGGGAGGACCAAAUCAGUACAAUACUGUUGACCUAACCGAAUCGGAUAGAAAACAAUUUCAAAUGACUGUAAAUGGCAUUUCUCAAGAACAAAAAUCACGAAUGGGAAUCAAUUUGGGCGACACAAAAGUAUUAGUAUACGUAAAACAGCUGAUCGGACGAAAAUUUACCGUUAAAUCAAACGGAAAAUUGUAUUUGGAAAAACAAUUUGCAUCAAAUAUUUCUGCUCAUCCUCUACAAACAAUUGUUUACAAUAUAAGUUUCCACGAUCCUCUAAAUAACGUAACUAAAGACGUGGAGAAUAUAUUUCCGAAAAACAGUAUUUGUUUCACGCUUACAAAUCCUUAUUACGGUUCCCAAGGUGAGAUAAUAGAUUCGUCGCAAGUUGCAACGACGGCCAGGAUAAAAAUAUCUGUAUCUGUAUUAGAGGAACCCGAUUUAAGUAAAAUAAAAGAGAUGCACGAUACCAUGGUAAAAAGAUAUAAACCAGCACAUCAAGUUGCUAAUCCUUUAUGUAUAUCAAAUAUUUUAUUUUCUAAAAUAACCGGUUCUAUAUUUGUCAAACCUUUAUCAGGUUAUGAAACUAGGAGGGUAAAUAUCGGUCUGGAUUUGAAAUUGAAUAAGAAGAACAAAGAAACCCCUGGAUACACGAAGAAAGUGAACAAUUAUUGGUAUUAUACAGAUAAAGCGGCUGAACUGGUUAUGAGUUACAUUGAUAUGUUUCCAGAAGUUUUGGAAUGUCUAAGUAAAAAUAUGAACAAUGAUGAUAUUAGGAUCGAAUCCAUUUUUGUGAAAAAUUGUGAAGAACGGUUUAAAGAGUUACAGGAAUGGUUAAAAACACUACCAACAAACUCUAUUGAAAAACAGACAUGUAACAGUAUUAAUUUAGAACCAGAGGUUGUGCAGGAAUUGGAGAAAAUGAUGGAUUCUUUUAAAAGCGGAAGUACUAAAAAGGUUACAAUGCAAGUUAGACCAAACUUUUUGUACAGACCAGAAAUACAAAAUGGCACCCUAGAACCAGACCCGAAAACCGAAACUCGAAUUCUGGAUAGGAUAGUAAAUGUCCGAUAUGGUUAUACAGUACCUUUUGGCUACAAAGGUACCGUUACUGCAAUUAGAACAUCUUCCACCAACAACAGUAGAGAUACUAUGUAUGAAGUGAUAUUCGACAAACCGUUUAGGGACGGUUUGAAGUUGAAUUGCUUAGAAUGUCGAGGUUAUUUGCUACCUAAAACAGCUUUUAUAAAUUUAUCUUAUGGACAGAGAUUGAUGGUAGAAAAAACGGGUAAACCAGAUGAAUUAAUAGCGAAAGCAGAAGCUACCACUAACUCGAAUUACUUUAACAAUUUAAUAAAACCUCAACCGUCUUUCCAAAAGCAAGAAAAAACAAUUUGGAAUCCUCCACAAUUUCAACAAUCUAAUUUCUUUUUUUCUCCAUUGAAUCAACCCGAGGUUCAGUCGAAUUCCGCAUUUGCACAUUUUAAUUCUAUUAAUGCGGUAAAGAAACCAGUGGCGACUGAAAAUGAUAGUAACAAUUUUAAUGUUACCGAAUUUUUUAACAAACAUAAACAAAACGAACAGUCACAAACUAAAAAUGUAAAUACAGUCAAAAAAAAUGUAAAAAAUGAUUCCAGCUUUUUAAAUACCCAUGGAAAUUCUGGAUCAUCAGAAGAAAAUAAAAGCAAUUAUCAAAAAUUGAUGAAACCUGAAGAUUUCCGAGCACCUCCUAAUAACCAAAGCGAAGAAAAUAGCAACCAACCAAAUUCCAAAAGAAAUGAACGACAGAAAGAAUUUCCACAGAAUAAUAAUAAAGUCCCUAAUGAUUUUAUGCCUGCUUUCGGAUCUAAAAAAGAACAUAAGCAACAGGGCCACCCUUCUGUCGAUACAAAUUUCUUGAAAAAUUUAUUAAAAAUAGGUAGCCAAGAUAAUGUCAGGACCGUUGGCAAUAAAGGGAACGUGGCUUCAAAUAAUUUUAAAGAUGAAGAAAAGUCUGCGAAUGUUUCUUUUGACAUGUUAGCGCAAGUUGCUAAUACUCCAGCUAGUGUUCGUUUAUUAACGUACUACCAAUCGAACCAAUUAGGAUUACCUAGGUAUCAGUAUUUUCCCGUCAAACAUAAUAUGAUCCAAGCUCAAAUCACUUUAAAUGAUGGCAAAAUUUUGGUAAGCGAACCAAAGAAAACCAGAGAAGAUGCUAGCGAAAAUGUAGCAGCUAUUGUUCUUAAGGAUUUUUUAAAAAAAGGAAAAGGUAUGGAGAUGACAAAUAAUCACGAACAUUUUCCAGCUCCUCCUACGAAUUGGGUAAAUUCCAAUACUGACAACGGGAAACAGAAAAUCAAAAAAUCGAUAAAAAAUGAUGCAACGGCUGUUUUGAACAAUUCUUUCGUUCCAUUGCAAGCUGUAAAAAAUCAUAUCAGUAAAACCAACAAUACUAAACUUGGUGAUAACGUUAAACAAGUAGCAAGUACAAACGUACAAGACGAACCUGCAGAGGUGAAGCAUAUAGAAGAAAAAAAUAAGAAUCGCAUAGAAAAUCGUCCGAAAAAAGAAAGGAAAACUAGAAUAGCAGCAAACUUUGUAAAAAAUAACUAAAUUUCUUUUAUAUAUUAAGAUGUAUAUUUUUACAAACUGACAAAAUAUUUUUAGUUGACAAUAAUGAAGAUGUAACUUAACAAAAAUAUUAUAUUUCAACUUUUUCCGAUAUUACAAAAUACAGUAAAA
Diorhabda carinulata is the source of this 5352-nucleotide messenger RNA. It is a transcript of the gene pcm, whose product is annotated as 5'-3' exoribonuclease 1. Gene Ontology annotation, molecular function: RNA binding; 5'-3' RNA exonuclease activity. Gene Ontology annotation, cellular component: nucleus. Bases 436 to 5223 code for a protein of 1595 amino acids. The transcript has 19 exons. Gene Ontology annotation, biological process: rRNA catabolic process; nuclear-transcribed mRNA catabolic process. The record is from RefSeq and is a predicted model, not a curated record. NCBI's taxonomy places the organism in Eukaryota, Metazoa, Arthropoda, Insecta, Coleoptera, Chrysomelidae.